Molecule: messenger RNA, 3124 nt
Organism: Larimichthys crocea (large yellow croaker)
Lineage: Eukaryota; Metazoa; Chordata; Actinopteri; Sciaenidae
Gene: ppp1r1b
Product: protein phosphatase 1, regulatory (inhibitor) subunit 1B
Exons: 5
Coding region: 371-943 (190 amino acids)
Biological process (GO): intracellular signal transduction
Cellular component (GO): cytoplasm
Molecular function (GO): protein phosphatase inhibitor activity
Source: RefSeq, a predicted model, not a curated record
CCUUGGCCCCUCCCCUCCACCCUCUAACCACUCACUUCUCUCUCUCACGGCCACAUCUAAAGACUUGUCUCAUUCACUCCAGCUGCACAGGUUGUGAGGGAGGGGAGAAAGAGGGAGAACGGGAGAGGUAGAGGAGAAUAUUAGCAACUGCUGGAGAGGAAAAGAGGACAGGAGGUGAAAAAGAGACAGAGAGUCUGUUCAGUUUACUGUUUUUCUAAGAGAAGAGUGGAAGAGUGAGGCAGGAGAGAGAAGACAAGUCUUCAGGAGUGGGACUAUCCAGCAGUGGGCGGUUCCUCCAGGGGAGGUUAAAGUGAUCUACAGAAGUGACCUCUCCGUUCCGUUGGGAGUCAGACCCCCAGGAUCCAGAGCCAUGGAUCCCUCUGUGUCGACGGAGGUCGAGGGGGAACCCAAGGAGAGGAAGAAGAUCCAAUUUGCUGUGCCAGCCUCUGCGCCCACCAACCUGGACCCUCGGCAAGUGGAGAUGAUCCGGCGCAGGAGGCCCACACCUGCCACGCUGUUUAGAGUAGCUGACCAAUCAUCUCCCGAGGAUGAUCAGUCCACCCACCAGGUAAAGUGGGUCGUAGGAGAGAACGGAGUGCUCAAGCCAAAACGUGUCAAUCCAAACGUCUAUCAGCCUCCAUCACUCAGAGCUGUGCAGAAGAUGGCUGAAGCGCACAUGCAGAACCUAGGUGUCUACCCCGCUUUUGAAGACCCUUGUGAAGGGGAGGAGGAUGAGGACCAAUGGCAGGGAGAGGACACAUCUCCCACCAAAGUUGCUGAUCACCAAGAGACAGCCACCACUGAGCAGUCCGUCAAGUUUUCCAACGUGAGAGAGACGGCCAAGCAGAUCCAAGCAGCACAGGAGGAAGAGGAAGAAGAGGAUGAAGAAGAGGGGGACAAAAUCAAGGAAACGACAGAGGAGAACAGCCGGGGGAGUAACUGAGAAAGAGAAAGAGAGCAGGGAAAAUGUUUGUAGGGGAGAGUGAAGGUGUUUUGUCAAAGGGUUAAAAUCUGAAGAACUCAAAAGAGAUGAAGGUGUAUUGUUUUGUGGAUGUCAGUGUGUGGAGACUGAAUGCGCAAAUGAGGAUGCGAGUUGUGGGUCGACUGAGUGAAAGAUACUUCCGUGAAAUCAAUGAAAUACGUGAGUGAGCAAAGAUUUCUGUAUGAUUUGACCUGUUAAGGGUGAGGUGGAUUAAAGAGAGGACAGACAUGGAGUUUGCGUAUCAGGAAUCAGCCCUUAUGAGCAGGUGAGGAAUGAUCUACUGACAGAGCAGACUACAGACGCCAUUUUGGUCCCUUUGUUUAUAAUGAGAGUUGAGGGGCCAAGGUCAACAUGACCAAAUACCUUUCAGACCAGAACUCCCUCCACCUUAAUGCAAAAUGUUCCUUUAAAGAGGUUAAUAAUGACCACAAUAAUCACAAGAUACAAACAUAAAAACUCCAAUGGGCUCAUUUUAACUAGGACUUUCAAACGUCCUUUAAAUGUGUGUGGACAAGGUUCCACUUUAUUUUGAAAUGGCCUGUCUCUGUUGCUGAUAUGCAGCAUUUUUAAUGUUUAGCCCUGUGAUUAAAUGUGCACAUGCAGCCACCUUGUGGUGGAGAUGGCAACAACAGGUUUAAAGUGAUACUCUGACCCAACAUUUCAAUUGUGCUUAAAGUUAUGAUCCUUAAUAUUUUCAUUUUAAUUCUAUUUAUGAUUGAUGUUAACCAUUCAUUGUGUUCACUUUGUGUAAUUGUAAUUGUUAGUGGCGGACUCUGCCGUUCCCAUGUGGGAUUCAAAUUGAAUCUCAGCACAGUUCAUGGGAAACUAUAAAGCAUGUAAUCAUGAGUACUGUUUUUCAAUUUGAUCUCACUGAUAAAUUACUUUUCAUAAGUUUCACUUAACCAGGGCUGAAAUCUUGAUUAUAACUUUAACCUCUUGAAAGUCUGUUUUUUAAUUACAUAAGUAGAACUUUAUUCCAAGUUAAUUAUAAGCCAAGAAGUAAGACUUCUCUAUGAUGAUCUACUUCUGUUCUGUCCACCAUGUGCUUAGUACUAUCUGGCUUAAAGAGUUAAAAUAUAGAUAUUGAAAAUAUUUGGGGUGGAGUAUCACUUUAUUCUUGACUCAGUAAGUAUAACUGUGUUAAAUCCACGAGAAAAUGAGUGUAUGUGUGUGUGUUUUUUCACGCCGCACUUUUCGUAUUUGAGCAUACUUAAAAUGAAUCUUUGAAGGGCAAAGCUACCUCUGAUUAGUUUAAAAAUGCAGAAGCCAGACGUUCCCUCCACGCAUUGCACAUUUGAACUUGACUUAUUGUGAACUGACACCAUGUUUAAGAAAUGACACAAAAAGUAAUUUCAAAUCUUUUCCAGUGCUGUUGACUUAUUUGGGAUUUCUCAGUGUCACAGAUUCCCUUUUGUAUGUUAACACUUGAAUUGUUCACUCAUGGAUCUGUUGUAAAAGCUAUUUUUCUAAUCUAACAUCCAGUGUAUGAGUAGCUCGGCUUUCUCCUGUUUCUACUGUGUAUUCAACUUAUAAGCCUGCAUAAAGCACGCAACACAGAAAGCCUAAAAUCAGGCACUGCAGUUACUGUAUGACUGACAUUUGAGCAAAAUGAUCACGGCACAAACUUUCUGUAGCCUUUUUACCACAGAAAUUGACUUGGCCUCUCUUUUCUUGGCGUCAGCAACUUUUAAAUGUUUUUAGUCUGCAUCUAUAUUAAUUUCCAGUUUAACUGAAGAUUCAGCAUCUGCUGUAUAAAGAGGUUCCUAGUUGUGCCACGGGAUGAUUAAAUCUUGCUGUUUCUAUCAUCUGGGCUGCGGUUUGUAUAUAAAAAAAAAACUGUGUGAAACUUUUUUAACCUCUGACCUGCCCAAAUUGUGGAAUGACUGGACGAGCAGGUUGUGUGUGUUGAGGCUCUGCAGCCGACGCUGUCCUCCGCUCUUUGUCCACCUCCCCUCUCCUCCCGGGUCAGAAGAAAACAACAAUGGAAAGACAUGUAUGAACUCUUAUGCUUAAUUCUGUCUUUAUUUUUGUUUUAUUUUAUUUUUUCCAUUCUCUUGUUUCUCAAUGUGAUGUGGUUGUUUUAAAGUGAGCAACAAUAUGAUAUCAAAAUAAACAGUUUUUCCCUUUUCUCCUUUAAAUUAA